This is a messenger RNA of Saprolegnia parasitica CBS 223.65, 346 nucleotides long. RefSeq lists its product as hypothetical. NCBI's taxonomy places the organism in Eukaryota, Oomycota, Saprolegniomycetes, Saprolegniales, Saprolegniaceae. The record is from RefSeq and is a predicted model, not a curated record. The transcript is spliced from 2 exons. The annotation marks the transcript as partial. Gene Ontology annotation, cellular component: nucleolus; small-subunit processome. Gene Ontology annotation, molecular function: RNA binding.
AUGGCCGAGCCGCCGAAGAGCAAGAAGCACCGCAAGGACAAGCCGUGGGACACGGCCGACGUGGCCCACUGGAAAGUCGACCAAUGGAAGGACGACGAGAACCCGACGGGCAUGCUCGAGGAGAGCUCGUUCGCGACCUUGUUUCCCAAGUACCGUGAAAAGUACCUCCGCGAAGUGUGGCCGAUCGUGACGAAGGCGCUCGAUGCGUUCAAGAUUGUGUGCGAGCUCAACCUGAUUGAAGGCUCGAUGACCGUGCGCACGACGAAGAAGACGUCCGACCCGUACAUCGUGCUCAAGGCGCGCGACCUCAUCAAGCUCUUGGGCGCGCUCGAUUCCUGUCAACCAG